CUCCAAUCAGAUACGUUCGUGCAAAACAAAUUCAAUAACAUGUUCUGAUGUGGCAGUGUAUCCGGAAACAUGUUGCAGAGUUUUUGUUUAAGGUGACAACACAUUGUGCCGAAGCGUCUGAUCAAACAGUGAAAUCAUAAGUUGUUUAUUUUAGUUCAAUGACAAUGGCGCUGUUUUCGGAAUAUAUAUUUGUAGCCAGUCUAUCAACGCUUAUUACGAAUGCGUUGAGCUCAGAGUAUGGAUUCUUCAAUAUUGACGAGACAACCUUUCAACUCAAGUGGCCUGGACAAACUAUUUCCAUGGAGUCAGACUUGAUAAGCGAGGAAAUUAUUAUGAAAACAUUAGACAAUGAACAGUAUCGAUGUUUAUUACCAUCUAACAAUGAAGGAAGAGAAGAACAAAGAAUAAAAAAUUAUCAUGGUCCUACAGCCGAGGAGUUGAUGGAACCACUUUAUAAACAACUAUCCUGUUCUUACAGGAUUGAAUCAUAUUGGAAUUAUGAAUUGUGUCAUGGGAAACAUGUGCGACAGUAUCAUGAAGAAAAAGAAUCUGGACAAAAUAUUAAACUACAAGAAUUUUAUUUGGGAAAGUUUACCAAACAUAAAAAGACAGAAGAAAAAGAUCCAGAAAAAAAUACUGAGAUACCAACUAAAAAAAUUGAUGGUCAUGAUCUUCCGUAUUACGAGGUGGAAAUGGACGAUGGAACGUUGUGUGAUUUAGCCAAUAAUACUCCCAGAAAGAGUAAGAUACUGUACAUCUGUGAACCGACUAGUAAACAAGAAAUUUAUUCAUUUGAAGAGAUUAGUACGUGUGAAUAUGAAUUAGUGGUACUGACUCCAAACUUGUGUUCAAAUCCCUCGUUUAAACCCAAGGAAGUGCCAGUUAGUGAAAUAAAUUGUCAACCGCUGGCUGGUUCUCCGAUGAAGCCAAAAGGAUUGAGACAGUUGGAAUCUGAGGGCAACAAAGCACAAUACUCAUCUCAGACAACCCAGAGGCAUGUCCUAAAACCAGAGCAGAAGAAACCACUGCCUGUACCCAAGGAAGAACCAGUGGCUGAAUUCACUGACACACAGUUAAUAAGGGACUUUUUAAAUGGAGAUUAUUGCCUGCAUGGGGGACAAGGGUGGUGGAAAUACGAGUUUUGUUAUGGGAAAUUUGCGCAACAGUACCAUGUGGAAAAAACAGGUAGAACAACCAUCAAUUUGGGAUACUGGAAUGAAAAAGAACAUAGGGAAUGGUUCAAAAAAGUUAAAAAGACCAGAGGUCUAAAAAGUGUCUAUUUAUAUUAUGGCCAUGGAGACAUCUGUGAUAUGACUGGCAAACCAAGAAAUGUACAAGUCAAACUCAAAUGUAAAGAAUCAAAAUCACCGAAUGCAGUCAGUAUUUACUUGGUAGAACCCGCUACAUGUGAAUAUAUUCUAGGGGUGGAAUCUCCACUGAUAUGCAAAUUACUUGAUACAGCUGAUGAAGAUGGUGUUCUGCAUCCAGUUUUGGAAUGAAUCUCAUCUAUUAAUUUUUUUUAAAUUAACAUAUGUAAAUAUUCAUUUUUUUUCCCCAUUUCAUCCUUCUCAUAAUGGAUCAUGUACGGCAAUCUCAAACUUUGUCUCAGUGCCUGGGCUGACUGGAGGCCCCAGAUACCAUGGGUUCUUGACAAAUUUGAAAGCAAUAUGUCUCACUGUUUUAGAGAAAAAGUUGAAAUAGAUUUUCGUACACAAAUAUAAUUAUGAAAAGUCGCAAAUUGACUGAUAUUAGCAGAUAUGUAUACUUAUGCAUGUACGAGAAGAAGGGCUGCACCGCUAUAUAAUUUACUGACCUAAUCUGUACAGACGUUUUGAAGAAAUCAACAUUAUUAUCUGACAAUGGUUUAUCAAUCUGUUAUCUGCAGUCUAAUUCAACAACCAAAAUUUCAUGUAUGCUUGUAUAUUCACUUUAACAACUCGUAAAGAAGAUCAUAAAUACUAGUAUGUUGAACAUGAGGA
Molecule: messenger RNA, 1979 nt
Organism: Saccoglossus kowalevskii
Lineage: Eukaryota; Metazoa; Hemichordata; Enteropneusta; Harrimaniidae
Product: endoplasmic reticulum lectin 1-like
Biological process (GO): retrograde protein transport, ER to cytosol; ERAD pathway; endoplasmic reticulum unfolded protein response
Cellular component (GO): endoplasmic reticulum lumen
Source: RefSeq, a predicted model, not a curated record